Messenger RNA from Thunnus maccoyii (southern bluefin tuna), 1891 nucleotides. RefSeq names its product dickkopf-related protein 3-like. The transcript is spliced from 5 exons. Gene Ontology annotation, cellular component: extracellular region. Gene Ontology annotation, molecular function: co-receptor binding; receptor antagonist activity. NCBI's taxonomy places the organism in Eukaryota, Metazoa, Chordata, Actinopteri, Scombriformes, Scombridae. The record is from RefSeq and is a predicted model, not a curated record. Gene Ontology annotation, biological process: negative regulation of canonical Wnt signaling pathway; multicellular organism development. Bases 1082 to 1672 code for a protein of 196 amino acids.
AUUGCUGGCAACUUGUCUUUACGCUUUUACACUGUCAUACAUGUUUUUACAGCUUGUUAAGAAACUGUUAACUGCUAAUUCAAAUUGCACUCUCUCAAACUGCAUUAUUGAUUUAAAAAAAGAUCAAUUAAAAUGACCAAAAUCCAUUUUAUACAACAUUUUUUAACAAAAAGAGGCUACUUGUUGCCUUUGUAGAGCCAAUAAAUCCUCCUUUUUCUCGAUUUUUGAACCCCACACCUGGAUGUCCUGAAGUAUGUACGUCCUCUUUCACCCAUUUUUUUGUAAUAGAUACAUAGAUGCAUAUCAGCCAGAAAUCCAUUAAAAUAAAUUAAUAAUAUCUUGACUAGAAACAUUCAAUUAAUUUUUUUCAGGCAUGACAUGACAUGACAUUAAAUGUCCUUAUGAAGAUCAGCGUUGGUUCCCAAUCUCAAUGUCAGGAAUUGACAUCAGUAUAAGGAAAAGCCUUUUUUCUAAUUUUCUAAUCUUUUCUAAUCUUCAAAUGAGACAAGCUAAGGGAAAAAUUACACUUUGAUUGUUACGUUCAUAGACAUACAACAUAUAAAAAGGAGUCUAAAGAACAGAUUGUUUUGUGUUAAAGGUUGGGAAACACGGCACAUCAAGGGAUUUGUCUUUACGAUUCCACUUGGGGGAGCUGUUUACACAUUACACACAAUGUUUUGACAAUGUGUGCCUGUCUAUGUACAUAUCUCCAGUCUUGAUGGCAUUAUUAAUGUAUGCCACAGUUCAAGGUGACAGAGAGCAAUGGUUUUGGGGUUUGGUGUGGGCUCUGAAAGUGGAGCAGUUAAAUGCAGCGCCUCUCCAGCUGCUCCAUAUACAGCAAAUGACCCACUUUUUUCUCCCAUCUCCACUGCCUGACACCAGCCUGUGUUUUCUAAAAGGGGGUGGUGUGGGUUUUCUAGAUGAAGAGAUGGGACCAAUCGCACACUUUUCCCUCACAGCUGAUUGAUUUAUUGAAGAGAUUUGCAGCAGGCAAGAGGUGGAGGUUCUUCAAAUUGGGAUCAGACCUCCCUCAAAAACCAGACAGCAGCCGUACAACAGGGCUACCUGUGAUCUUGUCCAAAUGUUGGGGAAUCUGUGGAUGAUCUGCCUGUGUAUCAGCUUCUCCUGGACCGAUGCACACAUAUGGGCCUGGAUGCUCAACAUGCCUCACAGUCCUCCCAAAGAAGGAGCAAAGGCACUUAGAGAAAGUGUCCCUGUAGCUAAAGCAACCACGGCUGUGUGUGACCAUGACAGGGCAUGUGGGCGCGGUUUCUCCUGUGAUCGCCACUUUGGUCUUUGUGUGCCCCUACGAGGGGAGGGCCACUACUGUCGGAGGGACGCCCAGUGUGUCCGCGGGCUCAACUGCAUGUUUGGGAAAUGCCACCGCAGCAUCCCCAAUGGACAAGAGGGUGCCAGGUGUAAAGUCAACAGGGAUUGUGGGGCAUCUAUGUGCUGCGCCCGACACCACGGUGAGCUGGUGUGCAAGAGACGGCUGAUCCGCGGUGAGAGCUGCUAUGUGCCAGAUGGCGGCCUGGCCUUCAGCAUAAACCAGAUUUGCCCGUGUGAUGAGGGGCUGCUGUGUCGUGAAAACAGGGCACCACACUGGAGAGAGAGGGAUUUUAUUUACCAACCAGACCGUACAAGUUGGACCUGCCAAGUGCCCAAACCUUGAUGCCAGUCUCAAUACUAAAUCUAUUUAUUAUGUAAAUAUGUUGUAUAUGAUUGUACAUAAAGAAAUGUACGUAUUUCCCUAGACUCUUACAGCAAGGAUUUUUUUUUAUUGUUUCAUUUUGUACAUUUUAACAAAAGCACUACUGUAUGUAGCCAUGGUGUCUUAUACAGUAUCUUCUUCAUGCAUUUAGUGAUCUUUGAUUAUAUCUAUAAAUGUCUA